This is a messenger RNA of Vigna radiata var. radiata (mung bean), 355 nucleotides long. Its product is annotated as transcriptional activator Myb-like. The transcript has 2 exons. The record is from RefSeq and is a predicted model, not a curated record. Bases 29 to 322 code for a protein of 97 amino acids. Lineage: Eukaryota; Viridiplantae; Streptophyta; Magnoliopsida; Fabales; Fabaceae.
GCAACAUGACACAGGACAGGCAAAUGACAUGGAUAAUAUAAUUGCAUCUGUNAAAGAUCUUGAAGUCACACCAGAGAGGAUUAGAAAAUUUUUACCUAAAGUUAAUUGGGAUCUUAUAGCUUCCAUGUAUGUUGGUGGCCGUACUGGUGCUGAAUGUGAAUCAAGGUGGUUGAAUUAUGAAGAUCCUUUGAUCAACCAAGGUGCGUGGACUAAGGAAGAGGACAAGUCCCUUUUACUUAUUGUAUACAUGUAUCAGGAAUUGGUUCGAAAUUGCUGCAUCAUUGGGCACAAGCUUUAUUGUAUACAUGUAGUUUGGGAAUGAGAUUGUUGAGAGGGAGAAGAUAGCCCCUCUUAU